AUGAAAGCCCACAUUAGACGAUAUGUGAACGAGAAGCACGAUGUGGCAACUGCUGCAAAAAUGAAGGAAGCUCUUGAGUCUCAUGGAGGUGUCAGAGGGAGCAGAGUAGCUGUUGCCGCUGUUAACUUAGCUAAUGAAACUGGUGGGACAAACAAAAUCAAAGGAAUUAGCAAGCUAAACAAUUUUGAGUUUACAGAAGAGGGAAUUCGCAUUUGGAGUGCAUACCAAAUUGGUCCCGGAAAACUGGUGUCGUGUGAAGGAAUGAAACCACAGGGGAAGACUGGAUUGAAGUUGUUACAACCUUUUGGGGCAAUUCCCCAGGCCCAAGGCAUUUUCAACACGAGGCCCACUUAUAAAGAGCGAUCCGCCAAAAAUCAGGUCUUUUUCUGCGAGACACCAGGCUGCGUGGUAACGUUUGAAAACGAAAACGAAGCACAAAAUCAUAUGGACACUGGAGUUCAUAAGCUUGUUUUGGAACGCGAAACACUUUACGACAGUGUGCGAAGAAAAUGGGCGCAGCAUGUUACCGAAAUAGCUUCCCGGACGACUCUGAGCGUGCCAACUACAUCAACCCGAGCGCUUGGUACAAGCAAUGGAAAUGAAGCUCCCACUUCGCAGGGUCGGGCACUAAAAGGUCAAAAAACUGCUACUAAGACCUCCGAGAACGUUAAACGUUUUUUGAUUGCAAAAUUCAAUGAGGGCCUUAGUGGCCAGAAGGCAAAUCCGUCAGAAGUCGCAAAGGAGAUGCAGGAAGCUAAGGACUCGAAUGGUUCACCUGUAUUUUUGCCAGAAGACUGGAAAACUGCACGGCAAAUAAGCAGCUUUUCUUCACGACUGUCAGCAUUAAAGAAAAGCAGUCAUGUCGCUGCAGUAACAUUACGUGAUGAAGAAAAUGUCGAUGAAGAGGAUCUUAGGAGCUGGGAAGAUCGCUUAGAAGCAGAGAGUAUACGGAAGGAAAUGUACAGUGCAGUGGAUCUUCAACACCCAGUU
Messenger RNA from Porites lobata, 990 nucleotides. The record is from the annotation of a GenBank genome assembly. Lineage: Eukaryota; Metazoa; Cnidaria; Anthozoa; Scleractinia; Poritidae.